AUGACGGCGUGCACAUACUUGGCAACCGAGGAUGACUCCAACUUCCUGAUAGCCAAGUCGAAGGUUGCGGACUACAAAAGGCCAGCCACAGUCCCAAAAAUGGAAAUGAAUGCAAUAGCAAUAGGAGCACGAUUGACUCUGAACACCUAUCUGAGUCUGAGAUAUGCAACUCGCAUCACCAGAGUCAUUCUUCUAUCCGACUCGGAAAUCGCGUUGAAUUGGACAAAAAGUCCAAUUCAUCAUCAAGGUAUUGGUCCAUAUGUUAAAAAUCGAGUGAAAGAAGUCUACAACAUCGUCAAAGAAUUGGAGGAAAUGAACGUUCAAGUCCAGUUUGGAUAUAUCGACACCAAACAGAAUCCCGCGGACAUAGGAACACGUGGAGCAUCAGGAGAAGAAUUCUCUUCUCACAUUUGGUGGAAGGCCUAUUCACUCCGAAGUAUAUCUGAAAAUGGCAUCAGCUCCUCAUUUUUCCACAUAAAAAUCCAAGCUGACGAUCAAGACGGCGAACUAAUGGAAACCUUCGUGACCGCAUCAAUCACAGGAUCACAUGCAUCAGACAAACCGAAAGAAUUGAUAGACCUCUCUCGUUAUAGCAGCAAAACAAAAGCGGAUGACUCAUUAGCAAGCUCUAGGGACAAGUUUUUCGAAGAGGAAGUCAAAGGAGUGUCUUUUGACCCUACCUUUACGGCAGAGUUUGUUCGCAAAGAACUCGAGUUUUUAGAGGAUUUUUGUCAGAAGAUCCAGACGGAAAUCCGCGAAGCCGAACUACAGCUGAAUACUGAGACUCAUGAAUCUUUGUCCGAAGAAAUCAAGCGCAUUCUAGCCAAUCUCGAGCACAAACUUGAUGAGAAAUUCGAGCAUUUCAGUCAGCAGCAAGAACAAUUUAGUCGCAAGUUGACCGAUCUUGAGCACAAACUCGACGAGACACGGGAGCAUUGCAGUCAACUGCAAGAAGAAAUCAAAUGCAUGCUGAAAGAACCUAAAGAGCCCAUAAAUAAUAGUCGUCUUGUCUCGGAAAAGCAAUCACAUUCACCUGCGGGCACACCAUCGAGACGGAGCACCGAGGAAGAUCUCUUGGAUCUGGAAGAUGAUGUUGUUUUCCAGAAUUCUGACGAGGGGAGACGUCGACAGCAACAAUAA
This is a messenger RNA of Ostertagia ostertagi, 1140 nucleotides long. The record is from the annotation of a GenBank genome assembly. NCBI's taxonomy places the organism in Eukaryota, Metazoa, Nematoda, Chromadorea, Rhabditida, Trichostrongylidae.